Messenger RNA from Zymoseptoria tritici IPO323, 909 nucleotides. RefSeq lists its product as uncharacterized. The record is from RefSeq and is a predicted model, not a curated record. NCBI's taxonomy places the organism in Eukaryota, Fungi, Ascomycota, Dothideomycetes, Mycosphaerellales, Mycosphaerellaceae. Bases 1 to 909 code for a protein of 302 amino acids. The transcript has a single exon.
AUGGACAGUCUCAUGCACACCAGGAACUACUCAGAAGCAACAUUCAUGGGCCUCUCGAUGGAACUGCGCCUGUGCAUUUACGAACACCUAUGGACGAAACCACCCUUCCGCACAGACACGUUUUUCUCGAAGAGAGAUGCGCUCCCCGAGAACGCUUUGCAUCCCACGAACAACAUCCCUCAUCUGCCGAAUAGAACCGCUCUUCUGCGCGUCAAUAAGCAAAUUUUCAACGAAGGGAUGUCCACCCUUGGCCGCAACUCAGAACUUAGGAUGCGCGAAUGUAAAGCCGUAGGUCUGAACCUCUGUCGGAAUCCUGCCAAAGUUGUCACUUCGCCGUCUGAUCGAGGACGUCAGCUCUGCAAAUAUUGCUUGAAGCCUCACCACGUGCUUGGACCUCGACCACCAGCGUACGCUAUGCCAUACAUCACAAGACUCGCCAUCAAGAUUAUGGAGCCAGUCAUGGACUGUCACUGGCUUACCGCGAAAGAUCAGGAGUACCUCGCCAACGUCAAGCACGUCCGAGUAAGGUUUCCCACCUACGAGAAAUUCAGUAUAGAGAGACUUCGCCAUGAUCGCCUAUCCAUCAACAUGCCGCUGGAAAUACCAAGCCUGGUCAGUCUCACUGUCGAGAUCUCCGCACCGGCGUGCAACAUCCUGGUGUAUCAUGGACCUUGGAAUAGCAUCGUGUCUCAGGACGACAGGUGGGCCAUGCUGUCAUAUGCUCGGGGACUGCUGCUUAAGCACUGCAUGACCGUAACGGAGGAUCUGCGUGCACGCUUGGAGAAGGCGGGCAAGGAGAUUGAGCUUGAUGUAUAUGGGCUGGCGUUUGAAGAGACGCAGAGCGAGCUGGAGAAGCGAAUGAGAAGAGACAGACCAGCGAGGCGUGAUUAUGUACUGCGCUACAGAUAG